AUGGCAACCUGCUGCCAACGCUUCUUUCUUCUUACUGUUACCCUCUGCCUCUUUAAUUCUUUCAGCAGCUUCGUUCGAGCGCAGAGUCCGGCACCCUUUGAGGCAACAUGGUCUUCCUCGACAUUCGGCCCCGAUGGUCCGUGGCAGGCAGUUGAGGUCAUCGUUGGAGAAGAUUCCAAGGUUGCCCUGUAUCCCGGUCACACAUUCCAGUCGUUGAUCAUCGCCACCGACUACUGCAAACUCAACAGUUCCAAUGGGUGCUACGCCUCCAAAGCCGGGACCUACAACCCGGCGCAGGCCCUCCGGGAUGGUACCGGCUCCGCGUCCGGCAUCCAGUAUCGGCCGCCGCUGUACGAGUGGAUGGCCGGAAUGGACGUCCGAGGACAGCUGCUCACAUCCUGGGUAGACUCGAUGGUUCUCAAAUCCGCCUCGACGGCUGGACCGAUCCACCGCGUGGAAAACGUCAGUCUCACGCUCGUCCAGAACCAAAUGAUCGCCUAUCCCGGCGGGACGUGGUAUCCGGCCUUUGCUGGAUGCCUGGGUGUCGGAGCUGCAAACACCAUCAACCAGUCUUUCACAACACCAUCCUACUUGAUCAACGCUAGUCUCGUCCCGGGCACGUUGUGGAUGAAGAGCCAGAUAACAUCCAACUCGUUCAGCAUGCAUAUCGGCUCGGUGGCUUCGCGCAUGGCUGGGUCACUGUGGUUUGGCGGAUUCGACAAGAACCGGCUCGUUGGCGACGUUCUGGUGGCAGACGAGGACUUUGUCAGGAGCCCCGUCACUCUCAAAGACAUCAGCAUCGAUGUAAUCCAAGGAGCAUCGCCGUUCAACUUCACGGCCCAAGGUGGUCUGUUAGCCUUGGGAAACAGCUCCAUCGGCAAUGGCUUGCGCGUGGCUGUCGAUGGCUGCGCCCCCUACCUCACUCUUCCGAAGUCAACUUGCGACAACAUUGCUUCUCAUCUCCCUGUCAACUACAACGCCGAUCUUGGUCUGUACUUCUGGGACACCGAGUCCCCCAAGUACAGCCAAAUAGUAACAUCCGCAUCGACCUUGUCUUUCACGUUCCUCUCCGAGUCCAAUACCAAGACGACGACCAUCCGGGUGCCUUUCUUCCAUCUGAACCUGACGCUUUCCGAACCCCUUGUGGAUUCUCCAACGCCAUACUUUCCGUGCUUCACUGGUGGACCUGGUACAUACAACCUGGGAAGGGCCUUUCUCCAAGACGCGUUCAUCGGGGCCAACUGGGGCCAGUCGAAAUGGUGGCUUGGCCAGGCCCCAGGACCGAAUAUUCAGCUAUCUCCUAGUGUCGUCGAUAUUGCUGAAGAAGACUCGAUCAUCAGCGGUGGCAAAAACGACUGGGAAGAGUCGUGGAAGGGGGUUUGGAAAGCUCUCACGGAAGACCAGGCCAAUGGCACAACGCCGGUGGAACCUCCAGUUCAGACGACAAGUGGCAGUCCUAGCGGAGUGUCUAGCGAUGAAACUCAAGCGACACCUGGACUGUCGACUGCGGCCAAAGCAGGGAUCGGUGCUGGUGCAGCGGCUCUGUUGUUGGUGGCUAUCGGAACAGCUAUCCUUUAUUGGCGGCGGCGGCGAUCACAGCAACGAGAGGGUUCGGUUCGACAUAGUGUACCACCACAAUACCAGGACAUUGGCGGACGCUUCCACUCUCAAGUGCUUGCUGAGCCAUACAAAGCCCCGGUGGAGGUUUACGGCUCAUUUCCUGUGCAGAUACAAGAGGUUCCUGCCGGGAAUGAGCGGGCGAGGACAAACAAGACUUCCAACGCACGAGUAGAAUUGCCGUAA
Molecule: messenger RNA, 1803 nt
Organism: Colletotrichum higginsianum IMI 349063
Lineage: Eukaryota; Fungi; Ascomycota; Sordariomycetes; Glomerellales; Glomerellaceae
Product: Eukaryotic aspartyl protease
Exons: 1
Coding region: 1-1803 (600 amino acids)
Source: RefSeq, a predicted model, not a curated record